UGCUCAAGCUUUCAAGAGAUUUACUUUUGCUGUGUUGCUCUUGGGAGGUGUCGUGAACCAAAUUGAGAGUCUGUAGCAUUAGGAGCCGAUGGAGCACUCCUACCAGCUGCUGUGGGGCUGGCAUCCGGCUGACCUGCUCCUCUUGUUCAAAGUUCCCGAGUUGUUUAGGAAAAAGAGGAAAAAGAAGAACCACUGAGUAACUGAUAUCUGAAAGACAGUUUGAAAAGUGCUGUAAAGGUGUGAUGGCUUUGCUGAGACCUCUUUUGCUGGAUGUGGUCCCAACUAUUCAACAGACUGCUGCUUUGGCUCUUGGGAGACUUGCCAAUUAUAAUGAUGACCUGGCAGAGGCAGUAGUGAAGGGAGACAUUCUUCCUCAACUUGUGUGCUCGUUGUCUGAGCAGAAUCGUUUCUACAAGAAAGCGGCAGCAUUUGUGCUAAGAGCAGUUGGUAAACAUUCUCCACAGCUAGCCCAGGCAAUAGUUCAGUGUGGAGCACUGGAGACGCUUGUGAUUUGUUUGGAAGAUUUUGACCCUGGAGUGAAAGAAGCUGCAGCUUGGGCACUUGGUUAUAUUGCCCGACACAAUUCAGAACUGUCACAAGCUGUGGUGGAUGCAGGAGCUGUUCCUCUUUUAGUGCUCUGUAUCCAGGAGCCAGAAAUUGCUUUGAAAAGGAUUGCUGCUUCGACUCUCAGUGAUAUUUCAAAGCAUUCUCCAGAGUUAGCACAGACAGUAGUGGAUGCAGGAGCUAUCGCUCACUUAGCUCAGAUGAUCCUGAACCCUGAUGCUAAACUGAAGCGUCAGGUGCUGUCAGCUCUAAGUCAAAUAGCAAAACAUUCAGUGGAUCUUGCAGAGUUGGUGGUUGAAGCAGAAAUUUUCCCAGUUGUGCUCACAUGCCUGAAGGACUCAGAUGAAUAUGUCAAGAAAAAUGGUGCAACUUUAAUUAGAGAGAUAGCAAAGCAUACGCCUGAGCUUUCACAGCUUAUAGUAAAUGCAGGUGGAGUUGCUGCUGUGAUUGAUUGUAUUGGCAGCUGCAGAGGGACUGUGAGACUGCCUGGCAUCAUGAUGCUUGGCUAUGUAGCAGCUCAUUCAGAGAACCUGUCAAUGGCAGUGAUCAUCUCCAAGGGAAUACCACCACUGUGUACCUGCUUGAUAGAAGAAAAUGAAGAUCAUAUUAAGGCAGCAGCUGCUUGGGCCUUGGGACAGGUUGGAAGACAUACUCCUGAGCAUGCACGUGCUGUGGCAGUAGCAAAUGUGUUACCUAUACUGCUUUCUCUGUAUAUGGAAACACACAGUUCAGAAGAUCUUCAAGUGAAAACUAAAAAAGCCUUAAAGAACAUUCUGCAGAAGUGCACAUAUCUUCCAGCACUUGAACCUUUGCUGCAUGAUGCCCCUCCCAAUAUUCUGAAGCAUAUUGUUGGGCAGUUCAGCAAGGUGCUGCCACAUGACAGCAAAGCGCGUCGUCUCUUUGUAACAACUGGUGGUCUGAAAAAGGUUCAAGAAAUAAAAGCAGAGCCUGGGUCACUUCUUCAGGAGUACAUCAACACUAUUAACAAUUGCUAUCCAGAGGAAAUAGUAAGGUAUUAUUCCCCUGGAUAUUCUGAGAUUCUUCUGGAAAGGGUGGAAAAUUACCACCCAGUUCUAUAAAAUUCAAUUUUUUUAUUAGAGCUGUAUUUCACAUUUAUGCUUUUAUGACUGCAAUUCAAAUAUAACUAUUGAAACUUCCUAGAUUGUGAAAUCUUAUUCUGCUGUUUGAACCAUUGAAAGAGCUCAGCACUUCCAGAAAGAUAUAUUUUGUUCUUUGUUAAAUUACUGCUGAUUUUUUGUUCCUUUUGUUUUCCUCUAACUGCACUACCUUAGUGCUUAGUUCCAGUAUAUCUGGAAUUUCAUACAGGGGUGAUUAUUUAUCACAGGAACUUUGUAGAAUCAGUAGUUUCCUUUUCGUUCCAUAAGAAAUGUUUGUGAUUGUCUAAUUCAAAUUUUAGCCUUCUCAGUACUUAAUCCAUUUUCCCCUUUUACCUUUGUGGAUUGUUUAGAGCUUCCCUAGUUGAUGAAAGAAAAAGCACUUUUUCCCAAUUGUGGAAUUCAUUCUGCACUGAGGUAUCUCCUAUCACUACCUUUCAGAAAGUGAUGGGAUUUUUGCAUCUUUGAGCAUGUUUAUAACUACAAAAUAAAGAAGCAAUGAGUUCUGAUUGCGAUAAAAAGGCCACAUUGUGCACGUUACAGUGAUGCUAUGGUCCAUGCACCUGAUAGUACAUCUGCAGAAGUCCCCAUCAUUAAGGCAGGAUUCACUGUAGUGGGAUGGACAUGGCUGGAUGUAUAUAUCUUUAUUCCUCUCGAAAGGGACAGAGUGAACUUGGGACUUCCACUGGCCCAACGGGAAGGACCCUGUGAGGUGCUGCCCCACUUGGCUCAGCAGGUCUUGCGGGGCUCAGGAAGGGCCGAGAAUUGCUUAGCUGCAGGAAUACUGUUAACAAAGUUCUGAGCACUUUGAGAGGAAAGCUGAGAAUAUGUGACUCCCUCUAAGUUGAGUGAUGGGACUAAGGUUGCUCUGUACUUACUCUUCCAGAGAAGAAAUUGCUGCAGAAUUAAGUUCAAACACAUUUGGAACUUGGACAGUUUUGAACUUGCAGACCUCAUCCACCUAGAGGUUAUUGGAGAUAUUAGCUUUUGCCUCUCUGUAGGACACUCUGGGAAUAUUUUUGUCCUGUUUUACAGUGUGAAAAGACUUCUACAUUCUGCUUACUCCUCUGGUGUAUCAUAGUAGCAGGGAGCAGCAUAUGGCCUGUUACUAUUGAUUAACUAAUACGGUAUUGUCAUUUACCUUUUUUUUUUGUUCUUUUAACCAUUUUUCUUCUCUUAGUAUGUGGCUUUUUUUUUUCCAAAGAGUGAUUCUGGAACGGGACGUUGAAAUACUGGCAACCACAGGGGAAAGAUGGUAUUUGAAAACCCUGCAAAGGAGAAACUUGUCUGUCUUUCUUAAACGUAUUAAAUGAGUAAGGUUAUAAAACAGAGAUAGUCUCUCCUAUUACUUGUAAAACAGGAGCAAAGACUUAUUGCAGUUGGAAAUGAUUUAAAGUGUUUUUUCUCUGCCAGAUUCGAAAUUACUAUUUUCUUUUGUUCUCGUCUUCAACAGUUUAUGAAAGCCUUGAUGGGCUAUCUUGCGUUACAGUUUGAUUCUAUAAAGGGCUGAGUUCCUGGUGUGAGGUCCUUGGUGCUCUCUAAUUCUGUACAGGAGGAACAGGGGAUGCCCAGUGCCUUACUGUGUGGAGUCCUAACUGAGAUAGAGACUGUUGGUGUCAUGAAAGCUGAUAGAUAAACCAUACCUGCUGGAUUAUUCCCUUAGCCCACAACAGAAUAAACUUUUGGAACUGACUAAUUUCUACCAAGUGCCUUUUCUUUUUCUUUUUGGUAUUUUUAUUCUGACACUGUUAAUGCUAGGGCAUUAGUAGAAAAACAUAACAAUCUUUCCACUAGGCUUAAUGCCCAAUAAAUUUUCACAUAGGCAUUAUGGAUAUUUAAAGAUCAAAUCCUGUACAAUUUCUAAUAGAGAAUGUAAUGCAAGGGCUUCCAGAGACUCUCAAAGGAUCUGAAGUCAUUAUUUUCCCUGAGAGAGUGGAAGUGCUGUACAGGGCUGGGGGCAGUUGUGGUGCAGAUGGGAGGCAGGGUAGGGCGUAUAGCUGUGUACUCACAACUGCAUCAUGUGCUCAGGAGCACAUACUGUACCACACAGUGCUAACGUAUACAUUCUGUAUAGAGAGAGCAAAGAGGCUACAGUCCCUUGACGUAUGUGCUCCUGCUGUGUCAAACUGCGAUACACUGUGAGGAUUCCACAGGGUUAAAUUUCAGUGCCUAAGCAAUUUGUUCACAGUCUUUUCACCCUUUUUCUGACUCCUAACAAAGGAAAUGAUUGCAGAACGCAAACCUUCAAAGUGAUCUGAUUGUGCAGCACACCAUCUAAAUCAGACCUAGCAUAAAUAUGUCUUUACAGCAGUUAAGCAGUUUUAUCCUAGGCCAGUGGAAGCGUUUGGCCUCCUCUCGCAGGACUCUCUCUGGGAGGGUUCUACGUCCCAUCAGGCGGCAGCAGUAAAGUGCAAAGUCCUCUCACCCACGCUCAGAGAGUCCCUCGGCUCUCCUUCACGGGCAGGCUGCUGCGCUGUAUUGUACGUGCACCUUGUGGCUGGAGCCUUCCCUAGAGUCUACACAAGGUUGUACAGGUCUGCACAAGGCCUUAUCAGUAGAUUUAUCACUAAUUUGUAUUUUAGGCUUACAUUACUAGGGCAAGUGUUGCUUUUUUCAUCUGUAGUGUUUCCCUAGCUUGAUGUACAGUGUUCCUAUCUCGUCCUCUCAUUUGGCUUAAGCCAUCAUCUAAAACUAGACUAAUGUGUGUAAUUGCUACUCUUGGCAAGCUUCAAGUAUGUGUCCUUUGUCUCAAUUUCAUAGAAUAAAAUAUAGAUUUGCAUUUUAAUUCAUUGUGUAAAUGCUGUUUUCAUGCUAGUUUGUGACUGUGGGUGCUAGGGAUAAUGAAGAACAGACUCAUUUUGGAGCUGAGCCUGACAUACCUUUGGAUGUCUCUCUCACCUUGCCACUCAACAGUGCCUGAAUUUCUCCCUCUUAGCUCAACGGCAUAGAAGAGUUUCAAGUUAAAGUCCCUCUCACAGAAUUGGCUUAUUAGGACACACAAACAAAAGAGGUCUGACCACUAAGUAGCUGAGUGCUGCGUAAAGAGCUGAGGACCAUCAAAUUUGUUGUCUGAAGUAGAAACCAGUUGUAUUCAUUGUCACACAUUAACGGGCUGUGGACAGGAACCAUGUGCAUGUACUAAACUCAUCUUCUUAACGGAUUUCCACAAAGAUUUUGGCAGCUUUCUCUUU
Messenger RNA from Struthio camelus australis, 4870 nucleotides. The record is from RefSeq and is a predicted model, not a curated record. Lineage: Eukaryota; Metazoa; Chordata; Aves; Struthioniformes; Struthionidae.